Telopea speciosissima is the source of this 4006-nucleotide messenger RNA. RefSeq names its product cell division cycle 5-like protein. The record is from RefSeq and is a predicted model, not a curated record. NCBI's taxonomy places the organism in Eukaryota, Viridiplantae, Streptophyta, Magnoliopsida, Proteales, Proteaceae. Bases 399 to 3830 code for a protein of 1143 amino acids. Gene Ontology annotation, biological process: mRNA splicing, via spliceosome. The transcript is spliced from 4 exons. Gene Ontology annotation, cellular component: Prp19 complex; spliceosomal complex.
AGAGAGCAUAUAGUUAAGGCCCGUUGAAUUGAUUGGGUACAUAUUGGCAGGAGGCGGCGCAGAGGAUAUGCUCGCGUCGUUUAUACUUUUGGCUUCGCGGAGCGGUAAGAUUUUUGCAGUAAGGGAACACCUCAAACCCUACGAGGGAGGAGACAGAGUUGCACAACGCGCUUUAAACAGUAGAUUUUGGGGUGGGGGAGGGGGAGUCAGAGGGAGGUAGCUUUAAUCUUCAUUAGGAUUAACGAGUUGCAGACAGCGCUGGUUUGGAAAAUCCUCGAUUGGGUCUCGUUUUCUUCUUCCUGAGCUGAAAGAGGUAUACGAAGCUCUGUAAUCUGAUCUGCAAACUCUAAAUCUUUAGUCAUUAAGUAAGAAGCAGAGCGAAACAACAAAGAGUCAAGAUGAGGAUUAUGAUAAAGGGUGGUGUGUGGAAGAACACGGAAGAUGAGAUCCUCAAAGCGGCUGUUAUGAAAUAUGGGAAGAAUCAAUGGGCUCGGAUCUCUUCGCUUCUUGUCCGCAAGUCGGCGAAGCAGUGCAAGGCUCGGUGGUACGAGUGGCUCGAUCCAUCUAUCAAAAAGACUGAGUGGACCAGAGAAGAAGAUGAGAAGCUGCUUCAUCUUGCUAAACUCAUGCCCACACAGUGGAGAACAAUUGCCCCUAUUGUGGGCCGAACUCCGUCUCAAUGUCUUGAGCGGUAUGAGAAACUACUCGAUGCUGCCUGUGUCAAGGAUGAAAACUAUGAACCCAGUGAUGACCCACGGAAAUUGCGACCUGGUGAGAUUGAUCCAAACCCGGAAUCCAAGCCUGCACGUCCAGACCCUGUUGAUAUGGAUGAGGAUGAAAAGGAAAUGCUAUCAGAAGCAAGGGCUCGGUUAGCAAACACCAGGGGAAAGAAGGCAAAGAGAAAAGCAAGGGAGAAACAGCUUGAAGAGGCCAGAAGGCUUGCUUCUUUACAGAAGAGGAGGGAAUUAAAGGCAGCUGGCAUUGACAAUAGACAUAGGAAGAGGAAAAGGAAGGGGAUAGACUACAAUGCAGAGAUCCCCUUUGAGAAGAAACCACCACCUGGGUUUUUUGAUGUUGCAGAUGAAGAGAGAUUAGUGGAACAGCCUAAGUUUCCAACAACCAUUGAAGAACUUGAGGGGAAAAGGAGGGUUGACGUAGAAGCUCAAUUAAGAAAGCAAGAUACUGCAAAAAACAAAAUUGCAGAGAGGCAGGAUGGUCCUUCUGCUAUAUUACAAGUCAACAAGCUGAAUGAUCCUGAGACAGUUAGGAAGAGAUCGAAACUGAUGCUUCCUGCACCACAGAUUUCGGAUCAUGAAUUGGAAGAAAUUGCGAAGAUGGGCUAUGCAAGUGACCUUAUUGCAGGGAGUUUAGAACUUGCAGAAGGAAGUGGUGCUACACGGGCUCUUCUAGCAAAUUAUGCUCAGACGCCACGACAGGGAAUGACUCCGCUGCGGACCCCUCAGAGAACACCUGCUGGGAAGGGUGAUGCCAUUAUGAUGGAAGCUGAAAAUCUUGCAAGAUUAAGGGAGUCGCAAACACCAUUAUUGGGUGGGGAGAAUCCAGAAUUGCACCCAUCAGAUUUUUCAGGUGUUACUCCUAAGAAAAGGGAGAUUCAAACUCCAAACCCAAUGGCUACUCCUUUAUCAACACCUGGACCUAUGGGUCUUACUCCAAGAAUUGGCAUGACUCCAUCAAGGGAUGGGUACUCUUUUGGUAUGACUCCAAAAGGAACACCUAUCAGAGAUGAGCUUCAUAUAAAUGAAAUGGAUAUGCAUGAUAAUGCAAAGCUUGAACUCCGUAGGCAAGCUGAGGUUAGAAGAAACUUGCGUUCUGGUUUAACCAAUCUUCCACAGCCAAAAAAUGAAUACCAAAUAGUCAUCCAGCCGCCUCCAGAAGAAAAUGAAGAGCCAGAAGAUAAGAUUGAAGAAGAUAUGUCAGAUAGGAUGGCUAGAGAAAAGGCAGAGGAAGAAGCAAGGCAGCAGGCAUUGCUUCGAAAAAGAUCAAAAGUGCUUCAGAGGGAACUGCCUAGACCUCCUGCUGCUUCAUUGGAACUUGUUAAGAAAUCAUUGAUGAGAGCUGAUGAAGACAAGAGUUCUUUUGUCCCUCCUACUUCGAUUGAGCAGGCUGAUGAAAUGAUAAGAAUGGAACUCCUGAAUUUAUUGGAGCAUGAUAAUGCCAAGUUUCCACUUGAAGAAAAAGUAGAUAAAGAGAAAAAGAAAGGCGUCAAGCGCUCUUCUAGUGGAAAGUCUGCUGUUUCAGUCCCAGAAAUAGAAGACUUUGAUGAAGAUGAACUGAAAGAGGCUGAUUCAUUUAUACAGGAAGAGAGUCAGUUUCUUCGAGUGGCGAUGGGGCAUGAGAACGAGUCUUUCAACGAAUUUAUUGAAGCACACAAGACAUCUCUAAAAGAUCUGAUGUUUUUCCCUACACGUAAUGCUUAUGGUCUCUCCAGUGUUGCUGGAAACAUGGAGAAACUUGCUGCAAUGCAGAACGAAUUUGAAAAUGUCAAAAAGAAAAUGGAUGAUGAAGCUAAGAUGGCACAACGCCUUGAGCAGAAGAUAAAACUUCUUACUCAUGGAUAUCAGAUGCGGGCUGGAAAACUUUGGUCCCAAAUUGAGGCCACCUACAAGCAGAUGGAUACUGCUGGUACAGAAGUUCAAUGCUUCCAAGCUUUACAAAAGCAAGAGCAGUUGGCGGCAGUUAACAGGAUCAACAGAUUCUUGGAGGAAGUAAAGAAGCAGCAGGAGCUGGAGAAAACUCUACAAAGGCGCUAUGAGAAGAUGAUUGAAGAACAAGAUAGGAUGCAAAGGCUCCUAGAAGAGUACAGACUACAAGCUCAAAAACAGGAAGAAAUUGCAGCAAAGAAUCGUGCUCUUGAAUUGUUGGAGCCUGUUACAAAUCAAACUGACAUGCCAUCUUCUGUGGAAGUGAAUGAGACCUCUAUGUCAGUUGACCAUCAACGUGAUGGAGCUCCUAUUGAGCAAGUCGAUGCUGCCUUAGAACAACCAAUUCAUCCGAGCCCAAUGGAUGCUGAUGGGGUUGAGCAGUCACGUACAGGCAUGGAUCUAGAUGUAAUCCAUGGUGAUGCUAGUGCUCUUGAGUUGUUGGAGCCUGUUACAAAUCAAACUGACAUGCCAAGCACAAAAUCUACUGAACCUAUAGCUUCUUUGGAAGUGAAUGAGACCUCUAUGUCAGGUGACCAUCAACGUGAUGGAGCUCCUAUUGAGCAAGUCGAUGCUGCCCUAGAACAACCAAUUCAUUCAAGCCUAAAGGAUGCUGAUGGGGUUGUGUUGAUUAAUGGGAAUGAAGCCCCUAUUCCAAGUGAUACUCAACCCCCAAGUGCUGAUGGUUUCCACCCAAGUGGUGUCUUGUCCCAAAGCCAUACUAUACCUAUGGAAGAAUCCGUUGACAAUGGUGAUGCUCUUUCAAGUUCUAUUGGUGCACAGAGGACCAAGAUGAUGGUUGACCAAUUGGACCAGAUAGCUGAUGGCACCAGCAACAAUUUUGAAGUUGUAACGGAGGAGGUACAUGUAAUUCCUCAUUGUAGUACUUUGGAGUCCAAGGCAUCAGCGGAGGAUCAUCAUGCUGUUACAGAAGCAGGGAAACCAGAUGGUGUUAUUAUCAAACCAGAUGAAGGUUUUCAGGAGACGACAAAUGAUGGUUAUGGUAAUGGAGAUUUCAAGCUGGUUUCUACUAGUGAAGGUUAUGUGGUUAAUUCAGAUGGGGACACAACAGGGAAAACCAUGGAUGCAGUUGGUGUAAAUGAAAAUGUUGAUGGUAAAGAUCUGGUAUCUGGUUCAGAUGGGGGGGGAUCUCAAUCACAAGCCUGCUGAAACUGUGGCUACUCUCAAUGAUACGGAACAGGCAACAGCAAUGUCGGACGAGUGAUGAGGUUUUUCUGUGUAAUGAUAUCCUUCUGAGGAAAGCACAUUAUAUAACAGCUCACUGUGCACCAUUUGAUGGUUUCUUAGGAAUGACAAAGGCGUCAAGGCUAGAUUCACUUGCUUAA